AUGAACGUGGAAGUCGGCACGGUGGUUGCUGGUAGAACCAAGAGAGAGGUCCGCGGCACCCCGCUGAAUGAACAUGCGUUCAACUAUACGCUCCUCCAACAGUUGCCCUUCUUGAUUCCUUUCAAAACCCGCGUAGAAAUCUUCCAAAGCUUGGUCUCGCUCGAUUUUUCACGUGUGCACCAGCGCGGCCAUCGGUUCAACGACUUCUUCAACUCUGACGCCUACGGGAAGCGGCAAGCGGGGAAUAUCAGACGGCAGCACAUCAUUGAAGAUGCCUACGCUGAGUUUGGCAAGUUGGGAGAUGGGUUCAAGGAGCAGUUGAGCAUCACCUUCUACAACGAAUACGAUGGGGAUAAGCCUGAAGCAGGGAUCGAUGGUGGUGGAAUCACCAAGGAAUUUUUGACCAGUAUUGUCAGGGAGUUAUCAUCAUCUGAAAGUGGCUAUUUCCAGGAAACACCCUCCCGAGGCCAAUUAUACCCCAACCCAGACAUCUACUACAAAUUACGGUCGGGCGUGGAAAAACCCGAACAAUUGCAUAGGAUAGAGGUGUUCAAGUUCUUGGGAAACGUGAUAGGGAAGUGUUUGUACGAAACCGUCUUGAUUGAUAUGACCUUCUCCCCGUUUUUUAUGUCCAAAUGGCAGAAUUCCUCCACCCGUAAUGUCGCUCAGAGCCGUAGCACGUUCAAUGACCUCCGCGACUUGGACUCUGAGCUUCAUCACAACUUGGUCAAGCUUUUGCAACUCACAGGAGAAGAUUUGGCCUCAUUGGAUUUGAAUUUUACCAUUAAUGAGGUUGUAAACGGAGAGGUAAAGACAUUCGACUUGAUAGCGCAGGGAUCGAGUAUCCGGGUGGACGAGCAUAACCGUUUACAAUACCUACAGGCCGUGGCUGAUUUCAAGUUAAACCGGUCUCUCAGCUUCCAAACCGUAUCAUUUGUGGAGGGGCUUUACGAAAUGAUCCCCCAGCAAUGGCUCAACAUGUUCAACCCCUUUGAGUUACAAAUGUUGUUGUCUGGUGGCGAAAAAGAUAUAAACGUGGAUGACUUGAAGCAGAAUGUGCAAUAUGGGGGGUACGACCUCGAUAUUGACCUGACCAUACGCGAUUUCUGGGAGAUCUUUGAGCAUGAAAUGACCCCAGUGGAGCGCUUCAAACUCAUCAAGUUUGUAACCUCCGUACCUCGCGCCCCGUUGCUUGGGUUUGCAAGUCUUACGCCUAGGUUUGGGAUUCGAAAUGCCGGCUUUCAAGACCGCGAGAGAUUGCCCACGGCUUCCACCUGCGUGAAUUUGUUGAAACUUCCGGAUUACCGGGACAAAAAGGUGUUGAAAGAAAAGUUGUUAUACGCCAUCAACGCAGAGGCAGGAUUUGACUUAUCCUAG
Babjeviella inositovora NRRL Y-12698 is the source of this 1377-nucleotide messenger RNA. Its product is annotated as ubiquitin-ubiquitin ligase. The record is from RefSeq and is a predicted model, not a curated record. Gene Ontology annotation, biological process: ubiquitin-dependent protein catabolic process; protein polyubiquitination. Gene Ontology annotation, molecular function: ubiquitin protein ligase activity. NCBI's taxonomy places the organism in Eukaryota, Fungi, Ascomycota, Pichiomycetes, Serinales. The transcript has a single exon. The coding region runs from base 1 to 1377 and encodes 458 amino acids.